GGGGCAAAGCGAAAGCGAAAGCCGACGGAGGGAGAUUGGUAUGGCGCAAGGCUUUCCUGCACUUUUGCCAACACCAUCUUUGUGGACAGCAUUCGCAUCCCCCAUCGGACCCACCUUCUCUAAAACCGCCCCCCAGCUCCCACUCGCAAUCACCGCUUCACCCCGCCGGCGCACCACCAUCAAUUGCACCACGAUUCGUAGUCCGAUUCGUAGUUCCGUGCUGUUAGUCUGAAACUUGGUUUCGUACUGUCGCGAAUGCAAUCCUCGCCGGGAAACUCCGUGAUGUGGUGCUUACUCUAAUCUUGGUUCAGGCAAAGCAUUUGUUGAUGGUGUGCCCACUGCUUUUAACAAACGUAUUAGACUCAAGAAGACCUGGGCCGCAAAAUUUUGGGGAAAGAGGAUUGGAGGGAAAACAAUGUUCCGAGUGAAUUAAAGGGGUGAGCAUGUGUUGGGUUCGAGGGCGAUUGCCCUCUUCCUCGUGCGGAUCAUGUCAAGCCUUUGGAACCUCCAAAGGUUCCUCUCACAGAGUUUCCGCAUCAGGAGUUCGUUUUGGUUUAAACAGGAUCUAAACGAUUUCUAAAGCCGCUUGGAUUUCUCGAUCCCUGUGUAGCGAAGUAGAAGUAAUUCUCACAGUCCACUGUUCCCAAUGAUGAAUUCGGGUUUCACUGCAAUCGGUAAAUAGAUGUGCAAAUCAAGUCAUGACGCCAACAGCUUUCGCUGAGGCACACCUCCGGUCAUUUUCGAGUAAAAAAAUUGACUCGAUGGCCGCUUCAUCCCCUUCCGCCAUGGGAGAGUUCUCAUUUUUCAAGGGGAUAACCUUGUAUGUUGUGAAGAAGUCGUCUCGAAGACAGGGUAUGAGGUGUCGGGUCGUCGUGACAAAUAUUAUGAUUGAGAACACCGGAGGAAGUAGAAACCUGGGAGAUUUGAAGGGUGCCGAAGAAUCAUCAGCUAAGAAGCCACAAUUGGAGUUGAGGAAACCUGCGCCUACGGUGGAUCCCGUUGACACGCCGGUUACGAAACGUGUUCAUCGUGUCGAUGUGCCUGUUAAAGUUGGCUUGAAUGUGCGACCUAAAGUGCAGGUGAGAAAUGUGAGACCCAAAAGGAUUUCUGGUCACAGCAAGAACGUGAGAGCUAAGGUUCCAAGAUUGUUGACCUCGCACAGGGAGGCUCGUCCUAGAUUCUCAAACGCAGUUGCUUGUAGUCCGGAAAUACAAUCUCUAGUUGCUGCUUUGCGGAAGUCAUGGAGACAGUCUCGCAGUAUAGACGAUGUGAUGAAGAAGCACCCCAAACCAUUGUCCCCGUUCGACAUUACAUGUGUGCUAACUGAAUUACAACGGCAGCAUGAUUGGAGAUGCACGUUAGAGGUGUUUUCAUGGUCGAAGAAACAGUCAUGGUACUGUCCCAACUCUCGGCUCUACACGCGCCUCAUUGGCUUUCUUGGGAGAGAGGGUCGGGUUCACAAUGCCACUUUAUUAUUCCAAGAAAUGUUAUUAGAGAAAUGUCAAGCUGAUCAGUACACAUACACCGCUCUGGUUAAUGCUUACGGGAAAGCCAAGAUGUUUGAAGAAGCUCUUGCAGUGUUCAGUCACAUGAAAGAGUCAAAUGAACCCAACUGUCAACCUAAUACUGUGACAUGCAAUGCGCUUAUUGACGCCCUGGUUAAAGGAGGUCUCUACGAUCAAGCUAUACAAGUCUUUUUUGACAUGCGGGAUGGUACCAACGGCCUCGAGCAUGGAUGUGAACCAAAUGUUAUUACGUAUAAUGUUCUCAUUGACGCUCUCUGCAAAGAAGGACUAUUAGAUAUUGGGAUGAAAGUUCUUCAGUAUAUGAGGGAUGGAAACACGGACCAGAGUGUUCAACCAAAUUCAGCCACUUACAAUACCCUUAUUAAUGCUUGUGGAAAAGGAGGGCUUUAUGAGAAAGCUGAGGAGUUGGUGGACUUGAUGGUUGAGCAUGGUGUCCAGCCGGAUCACAUCACGUACACAGCCCUCAUUGAUGCAUAUGGGAAGGCUGGUCUUUGGGAGAAUGCUGAAAAUACAUUUAAAGGUAUGAAAGGGACUAAUGUAUCCGUUGACGUAAUGGCGUACACGGCCAUGAUUGAUGCAUAUGGCCGAGAGGGCUUGUACCAAAAAGCUGAGGAGAUGUUCAAAAUGAUGCAGCAUUCUGGUUUAAGACCCAAUCAGGUCACAUACUUGUCACUGAUGGAGGCUUAUGGAAAGGCCGGCUUGCCAGAAGAGUCCAGAAAUGUAUUCAACAUCAUGCGGGAGUCCGGUUACGAAGGUAAUGUUUUGAUAUACAGUUCUCUCAUCGAUGCCUAUGGAAAGGCUGGGAAUUACUUGGAAGCUGCUAGAAUGCUCGAUAUGAUGAGACGAGCAGGCUGUCAACCAAAUCUCAUAACGUACUCCGCUAUUUUGUCUUCCUGCUGCAAAUCCAACUGUUGGGUAGAGGCGCAAGUGCUUCUACGAAGGUUGCAGGUAUCAGAAUCUGAAAUGGAAAGAACUCUGUUCAUGCUGAUUAAUGGAUGCGAAAUUAAUGACAAGCUUUGGGAAGACGUGGCAAACAUGUUUAACGGCUUAACCAGGCAGCCUAAGGCGGCACAACUUUCAUUCUACAACUCUCUUUUGGAUACUCUGUGGACUAGGGGGUUUGGAGAACGAGCCUGUCGUGUCCUUCGACAUGCGAAAGAGAAACAAGUGUACGAUGAUUCGUUUUAUAUCUUCAGUAAAUCGGAAUGGUGCCUUGACCUUCACAGAUUAUCGGUUGGAGGAGCUAUUACCAUGUUAACAGUCUGGCUUGGAGAACUUCAUCAUGCAUUGGUUUGGGGCGAAGACGCUCCCGAGAGUGUAGUCAUUGUUACAGGAAAAGGUUCUCAUUCCAAGUCUAAGAGCUCAGUCUUAAAGACACCUGUUGAUUUGCAACUAGCGCAGCUUUGUUCGCCCUUCACAGAUGUCGUUGGUAAUUGCGGUCGUGUCUCUGCAUCUGGGGACGACGUGCAAAAUUGGCUUCUAUCACCUUGCACAUCACAACGCCUGAGAUUAGUCGAUGUGGAAUACUGCGACAAUAAAGUUGUGUCGUCACGCAGAACCUCUUAAAGAAUGUGCUGCUGUACGGUUAUUGUGAAGACUCCAGGGCCUACGCCUGUUUAAGGCGUACUGCGAAGGACAUUACUUGAUCAUGGGCUAAUAGCUGUUACCCUGCUGAAGUUACAUUUUUUGCAUGAGUCUAAUGACGCAUAUUUAGGCACUCCUGGUUUCUGAAUGUAGAAUUUAUAUCGCUGUUGUUUUAUUACAUGUACGAGGAGAAUUUGUACAUUACCCAAUUCAUUUGUACAAUAUAGGAACCUUUUCGGUAUUUGGUAAGCAGGUAUUGAACGUAGAUGUACAAAGUGCAUAAUUUGAAGGUAGUACGUCAGUACAAUCUGUAUUACCAAGAACUGUUUCGCAACGCCGAUGGGAGCUUAGGAUGUACUGUGCCAUGGCUGGGUCAACCCUUCCAGAGAGUUCAUGAAGAAUUUUAUUGCCUUAACUGGCAGUGGUUUGUACAUUAGUCACAGUUAGAGCAGUAAAUUCAGCACUAUCCUACUCAACUUUUUGGGAAUCCCAA
Molecule: messenger RNA, 3603 nt
Organism: Physcomitrium patens
Lineage: Eukaryota; Viridiplantae; Streptophyta; Bryopsida; Funariales; Funariaceae
Source: RefSeq, a predicted model, not a curated record